GAGCUCGGACGAGGGGGGAGCCGAGGUGGGCCUGGAGGACCGCGGGGGAGCCGAGGUGAAUUCCAGCUGCUACGAGUUUGUAAACGGACACGUCAUGUUCAGGGGCUGGUGUGGAGCAGCAGUGGUGACACACCAAGCAGUGCACAGGAGUGUGUGUAGCAGCAGUGGUGAUACAGGAGUGUGUGUAGCAGCAGUGGUGACACACCAAGGAGCGCUCAGGAGCACGGAGGCGAACUGCUGAGGAGAAGAGGGGGGGGGGGGUGAUCCAGCAUUUAUUUUACGCAGGAAGUGAUGCGGGACCCGGCGUGCUGCCCCCGUACGGUUCCUUUCCUGUAGCAGGAUGCGACGCGGUGACGUUCCAGCGAAACUGUCCUUGCUCCUCAUGUGUUUACGCGCAGACGAGAUUACAGGGAAACAGCUUGCCGGGGGCAGGCAGCUGCUGUUUCCUGCGAUUUGCCACGGUAACCUGGGGGACGAGGCUAGGAUGCCGUGGGGGAAAAUUGCGCCUCAGGCCCGACUGCGCCGUACGGGCAACGCCAAUGGACUACCGAAGGCCAGGGACCCCAGCCCCACCGAGAUGAGCGUGGAGCCCUGGGCGCUGGACACUCAGGACCAGGCCACGUCGGAUCAGUGCCCCGAGCCGGAGCAGCCAGACAAGCUGUGCCUCGACUCGUUCUGGAGCGAGGUGGAGACCAUCCGCAGCAGCAGCAGCUUCUCCGAGCCCAACCCCAACCGACGAGAUUCCAAACAGUCCGAAGAGGGUGAGCAGGAGGAGCAGUGGCUUCAGGAUGCGGGCCUGUCUCCUCUGAUCCAGGAGGACGGAGAGGGCGUGGACCAGGUGCUGCUGCUGUCCACCCUGACCCGCACGCAAGCGGCCGCUGUCCAGCGGCGCCUGGACUCCUACACCUGCUCGCUACGCAAGAAGAACAAGCCCCCCCCACGAGACGUGAGGGACAUCUUCAACCCCCCACGCUCACAGGGUCCUCUGACGGAGCGUCAGGAUUCUGAGGAGAAGCAGGAACCUCGGAGAAGCAUGGAGACCAUCUCCAAAACCCCUCUCUCAGAGAGGUCAGUGAGCGUAGACUGUCAGAGUGGACUGCCCAAGGAGGAGAUCUUCAUCACAGACGUGGCGUACUGCGAACAGGCAGCCAUUCUGCUGAAACAGGCCAAGCUGCCGCAGACCACCAGCCAGCGACGCAAAGAUGACGGCACACUUCCAAGAGUCGUCUGCCCCCAGUGCAGGCUAGGCGUGACCCGCAUCCCUGACCUCUCGCAGCAGGACAUGAAGAAGGUCCGCCAGCUCGCCCUCAUCGACAUGACGGCCCUGUGCGACCUGUUGGAACUGGACGUCAAGCGCCACAAGACCGUCAAGAGGAAGAUCUCAGACAGCUCACUCUUUGGGGUCCCUCUGGCAACGUUGGUGGAGAAUGACCAGAAAGUCAAGGCCAACACAAACAUUCCCCUCAUCUUGCAGUCGCUGCUGUCUUUCCUGGAGAAAAAGGGCAUUGACUCUGAAGGGAUCUUGCGGGUCUCAGGAUCCCAAGCCAGAAUCAAGCUCCUGCAGCAGAAGCUGGAGAGCACGUUCUACUCGAGCAACUUCAGCUGGGACGAGGUGAGUCCUAACGACGUGGCGGCGCUCCUGAAGAAGUUCAUCCGGGAGCUGCCCUCUCCGUUACUGACCGCCGAGCACCUCAACACCUUUAACGCCGUCAGGGAUAUCCCUGAUCUGAAGCAGAGGCUUCACGUGCUCAACCUGCUCAUUCUCCUUCUGCCUGAGCCCAACAGGAACACACUCAAGGCUCUGCUGGAGUUCCUGAGUAAGGUGGUCUCGCGCGAGCGCCGCAACCGCAUGAACCUGUGGGCCGUAUCCACCAUCAUGGCGCCCAACCUCUUCCUGCACAAGUCCGUGCCCAGCCGCCUAGACGGGGCCGACAAGGGCCAGGCCGAGCGUGCCGCGGACAUCAUGAGGCUCCUCAUCCGCUACCAGGACCUGCUCUGGACGAUUCCUAAUUUCCUGAUGAGCCAGGUGCGGAAGCUGAACGAGAACAGUAACCGUCGGUACCAGUUCUACGACAAGCGCAUCAAGAACCUGCUGAGAAAGAUCCACACAGACAGCAGGGACAAGCCAGACAAGAACUCCACAGAGCCCUGCCGCACGGUGAAGGUCGAGGUGGGCGGCGCUCUGGGCAGCACCAUGGAGGUGCGUCUCAACAUCAACUCGCGUGCUGCCGACCUGCUGACCCAGUUCCAACGGGAGAUGCACUCCUCCUCCGACAACGGCAAGGGCCCGCUGCGGAGAAACGGAUCAAUGCACCAUCGUGACUACGCCGUCUACGAGGUUGGAGGGAACAUCGGAGAGCACUGUCUGGACCCUGAGACUCACCUGCUGGAUCUGUACAAUAACAACCCCAGCGGGGAGUGGGUGAUCCGACUCCGGCAGCCCACCAGCAGGGGGCUCUGAGCGCCGCGACUCCCCAGCAGCAUAGAGGAGCAGCGGAGCCGAGGAGCCAGCAGCACCACAGCAGGGCUCAGACAAAGACACGCAGGAGAGACAGAGAGAGAGAGAGCCAAGCCUUACUGUUGCUUUCUCUCGUUUAUCUCUGGUUCACUCACUCCUGUUUUGGGCGGAUCUGUGUUCUGGCAGACUUGACAGUCUCGUCUCGUCUCGUCUCGUCUCGUCCGUCUGAGGACCUGACGGCGGCGUCUGCAGCUCGGACUGUCGGCCACAUGCAAAUCCUUUGCUCUGCUCUCCGGCGCUCUACCUGGACGUGAGGUGGACCUCGCGCUCAGUGCUGCCUCACAGACGGGGGGGCAUCGCUGUCUGCCUGCUGCCAUGUUGCCAUGGUAACUCUGGCCUGGCCGUACCCUCUGUUUUCACACCACUUCCCGAGGCAACACUCACAGACAUCUUAAAUAAAACGUGUGUGUGGGUGUGUGUGUGUGUGUGUGUGUGUGUGUGUGUGUAUUGAUUGUGCGUGUGAUUGUUUGUAUGUGUGUAUCUAUAUGUUGAUCUGUGCUUGGAUAGAAAAUGAGGGGACAUUGAUGCGGCAUCCGUGUUUUUGGUCUGUGAUAUUUGUGUUUGUACGAGUGUUGUUGUGUUGUACAUGUUCAGCAUAAGGGACUCUGAUGAACGUUUGUGUUUUGACUCAGUUCUUUAUUUUGAGCCUUCUCAUGGACGCAGUACUCAUAGAAAGAGACUGAAUUUCUGAAGAAAGCUGUCGGACAUGUUUGUGAAGCUGGACUUCUGCUUGCUCGCACUCUCAAUACACUUUGUUUUAAAAUUUCUCAUCUUGCCUGAAGGAUCAAAUCUUUGCAGUAUUGUCCUCCUACAUGUGUACCUAUUUAUCAUUCCGAUGCUCAGUUUGUCACAGACUCUUGCCAUAGAAGCUUCCAGAUGACAUGAUUUGGAAUGUCAUGAUAUAUUAUCCAGUGUAUUUGAACUGUACUCAUCUGGAAGGGAACCUCUCCAGUGUUCUUUCUGCAUCUGUUUUAUAGCUUUAUCACAACAGUACAACUGUAUCUUUACCCUCUUCCCUUCUCUUACUGUACUCUCACACACACACACACACACACACACACACACACACACCACACACACAUGUACACUGAUCAAAACAACUAUUUUAUGAGUAUUCUGGAGUAUACACAAUGUACACACACUAACAAAUGUCAGUUCUCUUCAGUUGCUCUUUCACAACUUCAAACAAUGUGUGUGUGUGUGUGUGUGUGUGUGUGUGUGUGUGUGUGUGUGAGAGAGAGAGAGAGAGACUGUUUACUUGACACAAGGCUGUCAACAAAGGGGCCAGACUGUCACUGGUCAUUAGCCCGCCUCAUAUCGCGACGCCAGGCAGAGUAAAUGACACGGCGGCCGGCGUUAUCCCCAGUAAUGACGCUCAGCAUCCAUCAACUCCAGCAAUUCUCCCUCUGUCACUCCUCAUCAGGCCUCAUCCCGUAGCCAUGGUGCAUGCCCCCCCCCGCCCCCCGCCAGGGGAGAAAUCUUAUCAAUGCUGAGAGAGAGAGGAGAGGGAGAGGAUGACUGGGUGUUAUGAAUGGGGGGUGGGUAAGGUAUUUGCCAUGGAAUAGAGUAAACAACAAAUAGUAAAAGUGUGGUGAGGAAGACUGUGGAUGAUCACGUGAGACAGUACACACAUACACACACACUUUUCUUGCGUCCUUGUGUGUGUGUGUGGCACAGUUGAGUGCUCAGGCACAAAGCAGCGGGGGAAAUAACCUUCUGCUCACCCUAAUCACACAAACUGGGUCACCUCUAAAGCUGCCUUCUCCCCCGAGGACAAGAACAGUGACACUGGACUGCUGUCCACGUCACAUGGAUGCCCACGCACACACACACACACACACACACCCAGACACACACAUUCUCUCACUCACAAACAUACACACAUGCAUUCAUGCUGUAACAUGCAUUGGAUUUGUGGAACAGUGGCACACAAUGUGUAUGAGCUGUCUUUGGGUCUCCUGACUUGGUUAUGAAUGGCCUCUCAGACACAUUCAGUUUUCUCAUUGUGUGCCUGGCUGUUGUCAUUCUGGAAGGAGGUAGUAAAUGUUGGUUUUGUUUUUGUCCUGUAUUUCUGUAUAUACUCAUGAUACACGGAGAGACAAAAGACUCUUAAACUAAGAAUCCUUAAACUGGGCCAUGUUACUAAAGGUGAACAAGUAUACCCUCUUUUACCAUCAAGUAUUACAAACUUGUACAAAAUGGCAUAAUUGUAUCAUUUUCUUCAGUUUCAAAUAGCCUAGUCUUUCAUUUUCAGUGUCUUUACAACAGCUCAUAAAACAAUGAUCUUAGUAUCUCUUGUGAUUUGUAUAAUCUAUAGAAAAAACAUCUAUAGAUUAACAAUUUCUGCUGUUUACAGGGUUUCUUGUGAUAGGAAGAUCCGUAAGAAAAACAUUCUUUUGUAAAAAGGUUUUUAUUCAUUGUGUAAUAAAUGUUUUAAUAAAAUA
Messenger RNA from Alosa sapidissima (American shad), 4962 nucleotides. Its product is annotated as rho GTPase-activating protein 40. Gene Ontology annotation, biological process: regulation of actin filament polymerization; regulation of small GTPase mediated signal transduction; signal transduction. The record is from RefSeq and is a predicted model, not a curated record. Gene Ontology annotation, cellular component: cytoplasm. Bases 341 to 2461 code for a protein of 706 amino acids. Lineage: Eukaryota; Metazoa; Chordata; Actinopteri; Clupeiformes; Clupeidae. Gene Ontology annotation, molecular function: GTPase activator activity. The transcript has 15 exons.